This is a messenger RNA of Miscanthus lutarioriparius, 894 nucleotides long. The record is from the annotation of a GenBank genome assembly. NCBI's taxonomy places the organism in Eukaryota, Viridiplantae, Streptophyta, Magnoliopsida, Poales, Poaceae.
AUGGGCAUUUGGGAUUCCAUUCUCCCCGGCGGCGGCCGGCGCUUCAUCAAGCGCAAGGACAGCGACGCCGGCGAGGCAGGUCGGGCACUAGAGGAACUGAGGGGCUCACUGUACAAUGACUUUCAUACUUCAGAAGGGGCCAAGCGCCAUCAGCAGAGACUUUGUGGCCCUAUUGUUGCACUGACAUUCAACUUUGUGGUUGCUGUUGGGAUCAUCAUGGCAAACAAAAUGGUGAUGGGCACUGUUGGAUUUAACUUCCCAGUCGCAUUGUCAUUAAUCCAUUACCUUUUCGCUUUGGCUUUAAUGGCUGUUCUCAAGGCAUUAUACUUGCUGCCAAUUGCUCCUCCUUCCAAAUCCACUCCUUUCUCCUCAUUAUUUGCUUUAGGUGCUGUCAUGUCUUUCUCCACUGGGCUUGCCAAUAUCAGCUUAAAGCAUAACAGUGUAGGUUUUUAUCAGAUGUCUAAGAUAGCUGUAACUCCAACCAUAGUAGUGGCAGAAUUUAUUCUUUUCAAGAAAAAGGUUUCCCUUCGAAAGGCCUUUUAUCUUUCAAUUGGGAUUUCAUCUGCUUUGUUCGGUUUCCUUCUUCAGUGGUCUGGUGCUUUGGCACUUGGGGCAACCUCGGCUCUCGCUCAUGUUGUGCUAGGUCAGUUCAAGACGAUUGUUAUAAUGCUCUCUGGUUAUCUGGUAUUUAAAUCUGAUCCUGGAUUCACCAGCCUCUGUGGAGCUGUCAUUGCCCUCGCAGGGAUGUCAGUGUAUACUUACCUAGGGAUGAAAGAGUCGGCCACCAGCGGUAGGAGAAAUUCCUUAAAUCCAAGGCAAAAUUCUCAUUUGAUGAAGUCCAAGGUUAUUGUAGAUGGAGAAAAGCCAGAAACAAAGCCCAUGGAUUCUGUGUAA